Molecule: messenger RNA, 2194 nt
Organism: Drosophila melanogaster (fruit fly)
Lineage: Eukaryota; Metazoa; Arthropoda; Insecta; Diptera; Drosophilidae
Exons: 6
Coding region: 434-1303 (289 amino acids)
Biological process (GO): galactose metabolic process; carbohydrate metabolic process
Molecular function (GO): isomerase activity; glucose-6-phosphate 1-epimerase activity; carbohydrate binding
Source: RefSeq, marked reviewed
UUAGUUUCAAUCGGUCGCUCGUUGGCAGAACAUCGAAGGUCCGGGUCGUGACGCUUUUCGCCCGAACGUUUUUUGCACGAGUUUUUUCCAUACGUAUUUGUUCAUUGACAAAAACUCAAGCUGCGCUCUGUGCGUGCGUGUGUAUGUGUGUGUGCGAGUGAGUGUGUGUGUGCUGGCGCGUCUGUGUGAGUGCGGUGCUUUGUGUGCAGAAUAAUUUUUGCAAACAUUAUGUAAAUGCGCAAAUUAAAGUUCAAUCGACGCCCGUUUUGAGUACGAAACCAGAUCGCCUUGCUUUAAGUGCCACGGAGCUACAGUUUCUUUUCGUACCCAAUUUUUCAAAGAUAUACUCCCUCAGUAGGCAGGCACGCACACAAACAUACACAGGAUCUCAAACGAUCCCCCGGAUAUACCUUUACCGUUAGGAAAAUUCAAAAUGGCCACGACAGCGGCCGCAAUGGCCGCAACGAGUGUAGUUGUUCUGGAUCGCGGAAACAAUACAACCUGCACCAUCAACUUGCACGGUGCGACGGUCGUGUCCUGGCGGGUAAACAAUCAGGAGCAGUUGUUUGUCAGCAAACUAGCCUCAUUCGAUGGCAAGAAGGCGAUACGCGGUGGGAUUCCCUUUGUCUUCCCUCAGUUCGGUGCGUGGUCCUUUGGGCCGCAGCAUGGAUUUGCGAGGAUUACCAGGUGGCACCUGGAGAGACCGCCAGACAGGCUUCACAAUGGCGAUGUGGAGGCCAUAUUUUCGCUGAUGGACAACGAUUUUACGCGAUCCAUAUGGAAUUAUCAGUUUCGCAUCACUUAUAGGCUGAUCCUGCGCGAAAAGGAGCUGCACUUCCACAUCGGCGUCUACAAUCCCAGCAAGGAGCUGAGCUUCACCUUCAACAUGCUGCUGCACACCUACCUAAAGGUGCCCGAUGUGCGCCGAUGUCAGAUCACCGGCCUCCAGGGCUGUCACUUCAUCGACAAGACGCGGGAGAAUGCGCUCUAUCAGGAGGGACGCGAGGUGGUCACCGUCAAUGAGUGGACCGACAGGAUCUACCAGCACACGCCGCAGGAGCACGUCAUCACAAACGUGGUGUCCGGCAGGAAGAUGAGACUGCACAAGUACAAUUUUCCCGAUACGGUCAUCUGGAAUCCUUGGAUCGAUCGAUCGCGUGAGAUGAGUGACUUCGGGGACGACGAGUUCCCCAACAUGUUGUGCGUGGAGGCGGGCAAUGUGACAUCGCCGGUGAUCCUGCUGCCGGGCACCGCUUUCGAGGCCAGCCAGAUCCUUCAGGUAGAGCAGCCGGUGCUGGAGUAACCCCAUCUAACCCAUCCUAACAACCACACCUGUUCCCACACCCAGCAAUUCAAGUGUCCCUAUACCAUAGACCCAUCCAGCUGCAGGAAGAAAAACUAUCUAACCAACUUCUUACAAUACGACUAGAGUCGAUCAAGACACCACCAUAUUCCAAUUCAAAUUCUUUACUUUGCAUGCUAUCAGAUUAUCAUCGAGGGCAAUGUGAGUCGCAAGACCAAGCGGAAUCGCUAGCGUUUAAAGAAUCGGAACCCGAUGAGGUAAACCGAUUCGCAACCAUGUCAAAGCGCACUUUUCCACAGAUGAGCAUCUGCGUCCGGAGUAGCUGGCGGAGAAUCAGGAUGAACAGAAGGAGGGUUGUUCCCGCACGGUCUCUAGACUCUAAUCUAUCUCUUAAGUAAUCUAGCAAUGUGUUGUGCAGAAAAUGAUAAUGAAUAGUACACUUAACUUUGUUUAUCAUCCUUAGUUUGUGCCUACUUAAAGGAAAUUGUGCAUUGAUAGUAGUUACAUUAAGUUUUACGGAUUAGGAAGUGAAAGAGCUGGAUCUUAAAAUAAUGGAACGAUCCCCUAAAAAGUAGCAUUAAAUCUUGGUUACCAUACAAGAUAUCUGCGUCCAUUGUGAUGACCUCACUUUUUGCUUCGGAAUCUUACCUACACUCAGCAAAAAUACGCGAAAUAAUGUUAUGAGCAAUGGGCACUACUAGCUCUGGUCAGCACCCAAUCAAGAAGUUGUAUACGAUUGAAUAUAGAUAACUUACAUAAUGUUUUAAAGCUAAUAUGUGUAAUAUACUAAAAGCAAUUAUAUGUACCAAUUAAUUAAAUAAUCAAUGUAAUUGUAACUUUAAAAUCAAAAGGAUGUACUUGAAACUUUGCAGAUUACAAAUAUUUCACAGU